Molecule: messenger RNA, 2279 nt
Organism: Melanotaenia boesemani (Boeseman's rainbowfish)
Lineage: Eukaryota; Metazoa; Chordata; Actinopteri; Atheriniformes; Melanotaeniidae
Gene: maf1b
Product: MAF1 homolog, negative regulator of RNA polymerase III b
Exons: 7
Coding region: 550-1287 (245 amino acids)
Biological process (GO): negative regulation of transcription by RNA polymerase III
Cellular component (GO): nucleus
Molecular function (GO): RNA polymerase III core binding
Source: RefSeq, a predicted model, not a curated record
ACAGUAGAGUCCGUUGUUUUCACGAGAAAGAAAUCCUUAGUUCGAGUGAUUGAGAAAUUGCAGAAACAAUAACCAGUUAUAUAUUAUUAAGAUAGCUAGCAAUUUGCUGUUUUUCUGAUCGAGUCGCUUAAAAAGAGCGACUUGAUCUUGUCCAUUUAGAUUACUUUGUUAAAUUAGGUUGAAAGGGAUGCCGCCGCAGAUAGACUCCGACCGACGCCAGCAGUCUUUGGAUUUAAUCUCAUCGCAUUUAAUCGGAAAAAGCAGCUUCUGCAUAAAAUUAAAAGGCCUCAGAAUAACCCAUUCUCGACCGAGUUGUUUCCAAAGAUACUUAAUCUCAAGUUCAUAUUAAUAGUUCAGGUGCAAAUUGAAGACACAAGUGAAUAAUUAGCGAGGAGCUAACAGCUAACGCUAGCUGGGCAUCAACAAGAGCAGGUCGGUAACCUUCGAUAACCAAUUCGUGAAAAAGGUAGAUUCUCUGACGGUACAGCCGCCCACUUGCUUUGUGAAUCCUCAGCUUUCUCUCUGCAGUGAAAAGAUUUAUUGACAGCAAUGAAACUGUUGGAAAACUCCAGCUUUGAAGCCCUCAGCUCCAGGCUAUGUGUUGAAACAGGAGAGUCUCGCAUCCUUGGCAGGAUCGAGAGCUACUCCUGUAAGAUGGCAGGAGACGAUAAGCACAUGUUCAAGCAGUUCUGCCAAGAGGGGGAGCCCCAUGUCCUGGAGGCGCUUUCUCCCCCUCAGUCCACCAGCGCCACUAGCCCUUCCCAGCUGGGGAAGAGUGGUGAGGAUGGGGAGAACCCUCUGAGUGACAAGGUCUGCAGGAAGACUCUCUUCUACCUCAUCACCACGCUUAAUGAGUCCUUCAGGCCAGACUAUGACUUCAGCGCAGCACGUGCUCAUGAGUUUAGCCGAGAGCCCAGCCUCAACUGGGUCGCUAAUGCGGUAAACAGCAGCUUGUUCUCAGCUGUGGGCGAAGAGUUCAACUCUCUGGGGCCUGAGCUGUGGGAUGCCAUCGACCAGGAAAUAAACCUGCAGAGCUGUGACAUUUACAGCUACAACCCUGAUCUGGACUGUGACCCUUUUGGUGAGGAGGGCAGCCUCUGGUCCUUCAACUAUUUCUUUUAUAACAAGAAACUGAAGAGGAUUGUAUUCCUUACAUGCCGCUCUGUCAGCGUCCUGAGUGGCUAUGGCCGCUGUUGUCUCGACAAUGAGCUGGACAUGGAGCUGGAUGACGAGGAGGAAAUGGACGGCUUCACUGAGGACAGGUGCCCCAGAGCUCUUUGUGUGUAAAUCCUGGAUUUGUCCAACACAAAGGAUAUCUAAUUUUUCCCGCCUACUAUUCUUUGCUCCAUUUACUCAUUUUUAUUAUUAUUAUUUUUUUUUUUAUCUGUUGGAUUUUGCUGCCUCAUCCAGAGACAUUUCAUGCAUGUUUGACUGCUUUUGUUUUGACGGCAAGCAGUGUGCUGUGAGGUAGUGGACGUUUUGUAAAGACGCCCCAUGGCAACAUCAUGCUCUUUUACUAAACUCUCCAAGAUGUGAUUUUUUUUUUUUUAUUAUUUUUUCUUUUUCUGUUCGUUUCCAGUCCCGAACAGCACACACAUGGGCUCUUUUACAUGUGUUUCAAAAGACCUUUUGGGGAUCUGAGUAGAUGCUUCUCAUGUGGAUUUAUAGCCAGUGAAGGAAGGUAGCAAGCAUGAUAUGUUGCAAACAGAAUGACACAGCUGAGUCCAGAAAACACCAGCAGCAACUGACCAUGUGGGACUGAAAGGAGCCCACAAAUAUAGGAUGAGACUUGCUGAGGAGCAGAGAGCUCUUCUAUUCAAUGUGUGCUCUCCUUGUUUUGGUUUAUGUGUGACAGUAAUGUUACUGUGAGUUUUUUAUUUUCCAAAAUCCUUUUUGUUAUUAAAACGUGUUUUAUGGUAGCUUUUAAACACAAAUGCUUGUACCUUUUGGACAGGAGGGCGCAGCCAGGGUGAAAACUGGCACCUCAGUUGCAGCUUAGACAAACAUUGACUAUUGUACCGUUUUCAUUGUGCAUUUUUCGCCACCCACCCAUUCCUGAAUGCGUCUCCCUUGUGUUUUAAUUAGCUCAUUACCUCGUUAAAAAGCUUAACAGAAAAAUGAAUGUAGUACAGUUAGAGAAUGAAAACAUUACCGAAAAUCCUUCUUAGAAAACAAAGUUUCUUUUUGUUCAGUGGAAGGUGGCUGGAGUUCUGUGUCUUAUCAGCUCCUGUGCUUUGUUCCACAUUUUGCAAAUGUCAAUAAAUGUGAUGUUUUAUGAA